This is a messenger RNA of Falco peregrinus (peregrine falcon), 900 nucleotides long. It is a transcript of the gene RBP4, whose product is annotated as retinol binding protein 4. The transcript has 6 exons. The coding region runs from base 111 to 710 and encodes 199 amino acids. Gene Ontology annotation, molecular function: retinol binding; retinol transmembrane transporter activity. NCBI's taxonomy places the organism in Eukaryota, Metazoa, Chordata, Aves, Falconiformes, Falconidae. The record is from RefSeq and is a predicted model, not a curated record. Gene Ontology annotation, biological process: retinol transport.
UGGCGGGGGGGGUUGCGAAAGCCCCAGGACUACAUAAAGCAUUCCCUGUCUGCCACUGCCAUCAACACUUGCCAUCAAGAGGCUACAGGAACGGCCACUGUCUGGACAGGAUGGCCCACAAGGAGAGAGCUCUGCCCUGGCUGCUGCUACUGGCACUGGCCUUGCUGGGCAGCAGCAUGGCGGAGCGGGACUGCCGAGUAAGCAGCUUCAAAGUCAAGGAGAACUUCGACAAGACCAGGUACAGUGGCACCUGGUAUGCCAUGGCAAAAAAAGAUCCUGAGGGGCUGUUUCUGCAGGACAACGUGGUAGCCCAGUUCACUGUAGAUGAGAAUGGACAAAUGAGUGCCACUGCAAAGGGCAGAGUCAGACUCUUUAAUAACUGGGAUGUCUGUGCUGACAUGAUUGGCUCUUUCACUGACACAGAGGAUCCUGCCAAGUUCAAGAUGAAGUACUGGGGUGUCGCCUCUUUUCUGCAGAAAGGAAAUGAUGAUCACUGGGUGGUGGACACAGAUUAUGAUACAUAUGCUCUUCACUACUCCUGCCGCCAGCUAAAUGAAGAUGGCACUUGUGCUGACAGCUAUUCCUUUGUGUUCUCCCGGGACCCCAAGGGAUUGCCUCCAGAGGCACAAAAAAUUAUCAGACAAAGGCAGAUAGACCUCUGCUUGGACAGAAAAUACAGAGUUAUCAUUCAUAACGGAUUUUGCUCUUAAGGAGAUCCAAACUAUGGAAAGAAACCAUGUAACAGCACCAUGGAUGUAAAGUUAACACACUAAUCUGGUGUUCUCUUGAAAACCUUUUAAACAGCUUCAUUUAGAUUUUGAGUAUAUUUAUCUGAGCUGUGUAGCUCACCUUGUUAACAAACCAAUGAAACAUUUUAAUAAAUUUGGGGAUUACAGGGGA